CUGUGACAACUUCCUGUAGUCGUACAGCGUGUCUUACAUACAUGCGUACAAACACUUAUGUGCAAUUUAAGAAGUUGUUUUGUUUACACGCUUACAUUCCAAGUUAUAGACUAACAGACGUCACCGCGUCGGAGAGUUGAGUCCCGACACAGCAAACCUUCACUGCUUUCUUCUGACCGUCAGUACGGACACAUGACCGUUUGAGGCUUUAGAUGGAUAAAGACACAGACAGUGGUCCCGGCCAGAAGAAUGAUGUGGAACAUAUGAACAAUGACGUCACAGCCAUGAACAGUGACAUCACAGACACGAAUAUUGACAUCAUAGACAUGAACAGUGACAUCACAGGCAUAAAUAAUGUCAUCGCAGACACGAAUAAUGACAUAACAGACACGACCAGUGAAAACACUGGCAUGAAGAAUGACAUAGACACGAAUAAUAAGAUCACAGAUACGAACAAUGAUGUCACAGACAUGAACAGUGAAAACACUGGCAUGAAUAUUGACAUCACAGACCUGACCGGUGACAUCAUUACAGCUGUGUCAUCAGAAAGCAGACAAAUAACUGAAAAGGAGCAAGAUGGCACAUCAGCGCCCCCUGUCCACUCUGUGCGUCGCACUGAAGUUGACUCAGAAGGCUCUGACAGUGACAGCUCUGACAGCUCCUCAUCUUCCUCUUCAUCCCCUGCUCUAGUGUUUGGAGGUGAUGAAGAUGAUGAUGAAGGUUACAGCCAACGUGCUCCAGUGAGGACCAGAGAUGAAGUUCUGCUAGAGGAGCUGCCUGCUGUGGAAGAUGUUUGUAUUUCUUUACCAGAUGAUGUAGAACUGAAGCCUGUGGGAACAAUCAGUGGCAUCAUAAAACAGCUGGUCAUUGUUCAGUCUCUCAAGGACACGCCCCCUCUCAGUGAUGACAGCAUCAUCUUCACAGCUGAUAGGGUGGCUGUGGGAAAGGUCUUCGAGGUCUUCGGCCCAGUGUCCAGUCCACUCUACAUUCUCCGAGUCGGUUCGUUGGAGCAGCUGAGCAGCAGAGGUUUGACUGAAGGUCUGACUCUUUACUACGCUCCAGAAAACGAAGCGUUGACGGUAUACGUCCUGACGCAGCAGCUGAAACUUCUUAAAGGGUCUGAUGCUUCGUGGAAAAACGACCAAGAACCACCAGAGGAGGCAUUAGAUUUCAGUGAUGAUGAGAAAGAGAAGGAAGCCAAAACAAAGGCGAAGAAGAAGAGACGACCAGACAACAACACCACAGGUAAUCCGGCUCAUAUCACCCACAAAACCUUUCAGCAGCAACAGCAGCAACAUCCUGACGUCAGGACUUUCUCGCCGCGACACUCGGCGUCUUUACAACAUAAUCAGAGGAACUACGGGGGCAAACAGCCAACGUAUGGACAUGCCUUCCACCACCAGAUGCCGCCCACAUGUCUGCCUCCUCCCUGUCCUUACCCUCCUCCCAUGUUUCCUCCCCCUGCCUACAAUCUCUACCCUCCUCCUCCAGGAGCUGCACCGUCUUUCUUCCACCCCUCCUGGGCCACACCCGCUCCCUUUCCUCCUCACUUUUGGCACCCUUACACUGACGUCUCUUCUGCUCCUCCCCCACCCCCUCCUCCUCCUCCACCUCAGUAGUGAAAGCUUCUACUGCUCCUUCUUCAUUUCCUCUUGUUCCUCUACAGUGAUAAAAAUUCCUCCUUCUUGUUCACAUCCUCCUUUAGGGUUUCCUCCAGCUACCCACCUUUUAUUUAACGUUUAAAAUUUUUAUUUGCUUGUUUCUUACCGGGCCAGCUGGUAACCAGUAAAGAGUAAGAGACCUACUUUAUUUUACUUUAUAAGUUGUGAUGUCAUCUUAUAUUUUUGACUAUUUUUUUUUUUAGGAUUGAAAAAUCUGAAUUGUGAAUUGCCAGUGAAGUGCCACUCCACUGUUCUUCGAUGAAUAACUUGUGCUAACCGCUACUCUGUUUGGACAAUGAAAGUAGUUCUAUUUUGUGGUAAUAGUUCAGAGUACAAGAGGAUCAAGUACUCCGCCUGCACCGUGGUCUGUGAUGGCCUUCACCGAUCAUAGAAAUGUAAACUAUUUUCUGUACAGUUUCUGUCCCUGCUGUUAUUUGUUAAUUUUUUCAUCAUUGCAAAACGUUUCCUUCUCUUCCCUCUAGGGAUCAAUAAAGUGUUUAUUGAAUGUGA
Cynoglossus semilaevis (tongue sole) is the source of this 2171-nucleotide messenger RNA. It is a transcript of the gene naf1, whose product is annotated as nuclear assembly factor 1 homolog (S. cerevisiae). Gene Ontology annotation, molecular function: RNA binding. Gene Ontology annotation, cellular component: sno(s)RNA-containing ribonucleoprotein complex. The coding region runs from base 213 to 1619 and encodes 468 amino acids. The transcript has 9 exons. Gene Ontology annotation, biological process: pseudouridine synthesis; box H/ACA snoRNP assembly; ribosome biogenesis. Lineage: Eukaryota; Metazoa; Chordata; Actinopteri; Pleuronectiformes; Cynoglossidae. The record is from RefSeq and is a predicted model, not a curated record.